AUGGCGGACGAACUAGACCGAGUACGGAUUUCAGCUGCGGAGCUUCGAGCUGAAGCGUCGAGUUUUGCCAACCACCACGGCGAUUGUCACAGAGGUGAGAGUGAUCACCGAAAGUUAUCGUUAUACCAUCAAAGAGAACCCACGAAAAACGAGCAAAUCCAAAGUAUAACGGAAACUAAGUAGUCAGCUUGCUAGCUAACGUUAGCUAGCUGACGUAACGGCAGCUAGGACGCAUCAUGUGGUCUUUUGUUUUCUAACGCCCCCUGAACAAUAUCACUCACUCACCCCCACUCUCGCAACCGGGGUCUAAGUUGGAAAUGCACAUAUCAUCAACCUAGACUGAGGUUCCCACGCUCUCCUGCUUGGUUGGGGCUAUUGUCCAUGCAGUCAUUGUCUGCUUGCUAGUUAGCAAGAUAGCUACGUUAGUAUUAGCAGACUAGCUAGCUUCUAGUUUUUUCCAAAGACAACAGUAGUAUGUGGCUUUUCUUUACAUGCCACAGUAAGCUAGCUAACGUUAGCUAGAUACAAGUCAACGAAGGCGGCAAAAAUGUAUAGUUGAACUAGCACCGUGUUUGUUAGCUAGCUAACUGACACAAGUUGAGUAACGGCAACGCUAGGAAUACGUUUUGUUUUUUAGCGUCAUUUUAUUUUUUUAGCUAACCUAUGCUAGCAAACUAAAUCACUAUGGCAACCGCACCUGUAGCUUACGCCACACUAACUAGCUAGCCACACACAGAGAGAGAUACAGUAGCUAGCUAGCCACACACAGAGAGAGAUACAGUAGCUAGUUAGCCACACAGAGAGAGAGAUACAGUAGCUAGCUAGCCACACAGAGAGAGAGAUACAGUAGCUAGCUAGCCACACAGAGAGAGAGAUACAGUAGCUAGCUAGCCACACACAGAGAGAGAUACAGUAGCUAACUCGUCUUUCCUAAAUUAUCAUUGAUGAGUCCUCUCCGGUCCUGGGGAACUUCUAGGUUCAGUCUCAGAGUCUGGGCCAUAAUUAGCUGAACAGGUGUGUUUGAGUAGGGCUGGAACUAAAGCCUGCUCACCUACCCAGUAGCUUUCCAGGCCCUAAAUUGGAGACUCCCUAUUGGACUGACCCGUUUCACACUGAACCCAACACACUUAUCCUCCUUACGCUUGGUAUACACUACACCACGUCUAAAAUCUUAACAACUUGGAUGUGCUCACAUAUCCAGAUUUCCUUGCCCCAAAUAUUUCAUUCCGUCCAACCUCAACCCCAGAAUGUGGGCGCUCACAUUACACAAUGAUUCCCUAGUUGAUCCUGGCCUGCAUUUCUUGGUUGUAGUAGGAAAGAAAUGCUGACGCAAACAGUGAGCUACUUUAUUAGUGUGCGCAUUAUUAUGUGCAGAAAGACCAAAAGAGACAGAGACACAGAAUAUUGACUUAAUAUAUAAAAUAAGCAUAAUUGCAUAAUUAUCUUUUUGAUUUCUGUCAUGGUAGGACGGCUAUGUAAUUUUGGUGAAGAUCGUUUUGCAUGGCCCGGUGCCCCAGGUGGGUGGAGAUUUUACUUAAGAACCAAUGGAAUGGUCCUUUAGUGAACUCUCCCAUUGAAAAGGCAGUGGUGUUCUCUCCACAGCUCCACCAAUCUGUCUCCCAUCCCCUCGGUCCUGUUGCGUGUCGUUGCUUUCCUCUUCAUCUUCCUUGUAUUGGUCUCGCAUGCUGAGUGCUCAUUGGCUAUUGGCAGCAGUCCUUGACCAAUGGCGUCAUAGCACUGCUCAUACUACAACAUGCACAACCAAAAUGUCAGACAUCCGACAGGGGUCUGGAGAACGGAACAGCCAUCAUCGGUGCGCCCCUUGACCCGCUCAAACUACGCCAGUCCAACGUACUGACCCUAGCCCAAGUUCAUAGGAUUUCAACCCGAUCAUGAAACAAUUUCUGGGAUGGCAAAAAACGUGGUGAAUUCGUGGCAAAAAAUCGUGUGUAGUGUAUGCCCAGCAUUAGCUAUCAUACCCUAGCUACAAGUUACAUCCAGGCCCUGGGGCAGCUGUGUCAUGUCAUGUCCAUUGUUUUGGUUGAAACACGGGGUAUAGGUGCACUGCAUUGUGACUGUUCUCCCUGCUAUCUCUUUCUCUCUUACCUCCUGCUCUCACCUUUGGUAUUUUGAUAUUUUAUUAGGAUCCCCAUUAGCUGUUGUGAAAGCAGCAGCUACUCUUCCUGGGGUCCACACAAAACAUGAAACAUGACGUAAUACAGAACAUUAAUAGACAAGAACAGCUCAAGGACAGAACUACAUAUAUAUAUUUUUUAAAGGCACACGUUGUGCCGUGAGGUGUUGCUUUAUCUGUUUUUUGAAACCAGGUUUGCUGUUUAUUUGAGCAAUAUGAGAUGGAACGGAGUUCCAUGCAAUAAUCGCUCUAUAUAAUACUGUACGCUUUCUUGAAUUUGUUCUGGAUUUGGGGACUGUGAAAAAAACCCUGGUGGCAUGUCUGCUGGGGUAAGUGCGUGUGUCAGAGCUGUGUGUAAGUUGACUAUGCAAACAAUUUGGGAUUUCCAACACAUUCAUGUUAGUAAUAUAAAAAGAAAGAGUGAUGCAGUCAGUCUCUCCUCAACUCUUAGCCAAGAGAGACUGGCAUGCAUAGUAUUUAUAUCAGCCCUCUGAUUACAAUGAAGAGCAAGACGUGCCGCUCUGUUCUGGGGAAGCUGCAGCUUAACUAGGUCUUUCCUUGCAGCACUUGACCACACGACUGGACAAUAAUCAACAUUAGACAAAACUAGAGUCUGCAGAACUUGCUUUUUGGAGUGUGGUGUCAAAAAAGCAGGGCAUCUCUUUAUACGGACAGACUUCUCCCCAUCUUUACAACCAUUGAAUCUAUAUGUUUUGACCAUGAUAGUUUACAAUCUAAGGUAACGCCAAGUAAUUUAGUCUCCUCAACUUGUUCAACAGCCACACCAUUCAUUACCAGAUUCAGCUGAGGUCUAGAACUUAGGGAAUGAUUUGUACCAAAUCCAAUGCUCUUAGUUUUAGAGAUGUUCAGGACCAGUUUAUUAGUGGCCACUCAUUCCAAAACAGACUGCAACUCUUUGUUAAGGGUUUCGGUGACUUCAUUAGCUGUGGUUGCUGAUGUGUAUAUGGUUGAAUCAUCAGCAUACAUGGACACACAUGCUUUGUUUAAUGCCAGUGGCAAGUCAUUGGUAAAAAUAGAAAAGAGUAAAGGGCCUGGAGAGCUGCCCUGUGGUACACCACACUUUACAUGUUUGACAUUAGAGAAGCUUCCAUUAAAGAAAACAGAGUUCUAUUCGAUAGAUGGCUCUGAAUCUAUGAUAUGGCAGAGGUUGAAAGCCAUAACACAUACAUUUUUUUUCACCAACAGGUUAUGGUCAAUAAUAUCAAUGGCUGCACUGAAAUCUAACAGUACAGCUCCCACAAUAUUCUUAUUAUCAAUUUCUUUCAACCAAUCAUCAGUCAUUUGUGUCAGUGCAGUACAUGUUGAGUGCCCUUCCCUAUAAGCAUGUUGAAAGUCUGUUGUUGAUUUGUUUACAGAGAAAUAGCAUUGUAUUUGGUCAAACACAAUUUUUUCCAACAGAGCUGGCAGCAAGCUUAUAGGUCUGCUGUUAGGACCAGUAAAGGCCGCUUUACCAUUCUUGGGUAGCGGAAUUAAUUUGGCUUCCCUCCAGGCCUGAGGACAAAGACUUUCCUCUAGGCUCAGAUUAAAGAUAUGACAGAUAGGAGUGGCUAUAGAGUCAGCUACCAUCCUCAGUAGCUUUCCAUCUAAGUUGUUAAACUUUCUCCUGCUGUGUGUUACUCAGAGGAGACUGAGAACAAACUAAACGUACACGACUGAGCGAGAAGGAGUGAAAACGAGAGAGAAGGGGCUCUGACCUUCAGAACUGAUUGUGUCUCUGUUGAAAAGUCAGUCAUCACUACUAAUAUCUCCCUUCCUCCUCUUUCUCCCUCUCCCAACUCUUUCUCUCCCCUCUCGUACCCCUCUCCCUGUCACAGAGGAGCGAGGAGAGGAGGGACGUGGCCAACGCCAGCAGCGUCACCAUGGCAACGACCCCUCAAAACGCCCUGACCUGCAGCGCUACACGCCCGGGGCUGGCCACGGCAACCGUCGCCAUGACAGCGAGGACGGCGGCUUAGUCACUUCCCCUGGUCACCCUGGAGACCGGUUAGCCAUGGCCUCUGACCCCGAGGAGGAGCUGGUGAUGUCACCGCCACAGAAGGUGGAGGAAGAAGGACAGAAGAUGGCCGCCUCUGAGACGGUUUCAACUGAACUUGGAUGUAUAGAUGGAGGGAUGGGGAAAGGAGGAGGAGGAGGAGGAGGUGAUGGUGGAGGAGGAGGAGGUGGUGGUGGAGGAGGAGGAGGUGGUGGUGGUGAUGGUGGAGGAGGAGGAGGUUUUACUUCAAACCGGGGUGGAUGCUCUCAAGCACCUGCACAACAGAGGACUCAGAGAGGUGACCACCACACCACCAUAGCAGACAACAACAACAACAGUAGCUGUGCAAAGGGACCGUCAGGCUCAGGUAGCCGACCACAGAACUCCAGACAUAGGGAUGGAGGGAGAGAGAAGCACCAGAGGGAUGGAGGGAGAGAGAAGCACCAGAGGGGGAGAGACCCAGACCUCUCUGAGCCAGCAGGGGGUUUCCCUGGCUCUCCCAAGGCCACCAGGAAGACCCGUAAACCGGACCGGGAGAUUUACCAGCCGGGGGGUCGGAGGAGCACCACCACCCAGGGGAAGGAGGCAGAAGCGGGAAGAGAGACCGAUAAACCUGCCCCUACCCAUGGUCCCCCUGGUCCUGUCAGAGAGGAAACCCAAGCCAGGAGAGAACCUGCCGUAUGGAGAGAGACUGGAGGAGAGCAAGAGGUGAAAGGGAGGGAGGAGACAGGGAAAGGUGGCAGAGGGGGGGAGGAGACAGGGAAAGGUGGCAGAGGGGUGGAGGAGACAGGGAAAGGUGGCAGAGGGGGGGAGGAGACAGGGAAAGGUGGCAGAGGGGUGGAGGAGACAGGGAAAGGUGGCAGAGGGGGGGAGGAGACAGGGAAAGGUGGCAGAGGGGGGGAGGAGACAGGGAAAGGUGGCAGAGGGGGGGAGGAGACAGGCAGAAGGCAGCGGAGGAGGGAACCAGGGAAAGCAGCCGUCUCAGACCCUGGAGUGGAGAACCUGACAGGGAAGAUACAGAAACUCAGUGUGACUGCCCCACCUGAGAGAGAGGAGGAGCGGGAAAAAGGAGGAGGGGGAGAGAAAGGAGAGGGGGAGGCAGGAGUAGGCAGGAGGAGGAAGGCUAGCGGUGAGGGCAGGAGAAGCAGAGCUGGAGGUGGAGGACGAGUAGGAGGAGCAAAUGAAGGAUGCGAGAAGACUGAGGAGAAGAAGAGAGAGAGGGGAAACCGCAGGAACAGAGGAGGAGGGGAGAAGGAGGGGAAUCAGGACUCCAGGAGAAGAGGAAGAGGCGAAGGAGGGGGGGGGAAGGGUGAGCGAGGGAUGACAGAGAAAGAGAGAGACUGGAGAGCGUCGGAGGGAGACGGAGAGAGGGAAGCGAACCGUCUUGCAGAUACACAGCCAGCGAAGGGAAGAGAGAAACCGACUGAGAGAGACAACCAGAGAGGGAACAACAGACCCCAACCUCUACCCCGAGAUGUAGACAGAGAGAGGGAUGGAGAGAGAGACAUAAACGGAGAUGGAGAGAUGGAGAGAAACAGAGAGGGGAUAGCGGAAGGGAGCGAGAGCUACAGAGACUACACUAACCCUAACAACAACCACCACCCAUCAUCAUCCUCCUUUAAGCUCUACUCCAAGUCGAACAUCCGCCGGCCCAGGAACCGCACCUACAGCACCAGCUCUGCCAGCAGUGGCACCAGCCUGGAUGGACCUGGAUUUGGACAGGGAGGGGGUCGGGGGGAGGACAGGGCCCAACGAGACCGCCUGGGGCACAGGGAGAGAGACAGAGGAGAGGGAGGAGGAGGUCAGCUACCGAACAGGAGGAGAAACACUAGAGACUCCUCGACAGACUCACUGGAGGAGAGAAAGAUGGGAGACAGGCUGGAUGAGAGGAGGAGGAGGAGAGAUGGAGGAGAGGAGGACUUGAGCCCGGAGAGGAGGAGAGGGGAGGAGGAGAGCAGAGGGAGAGGGGGAAGAGGACACAGAGGAGGAGGGAGAGGAGGGCUCCUGAAAGUGUCUCAGAGCGAUAGACAGUCAGGCACCUCCCACACCACCUCAGGCCCCAGUGACGACCUUCAGGGGCGCCGCAGGCAGGGCACUGUGCCUCGCGGUAGGGAGAGAGGCAUCCUCAUCCUCCCUGCCCACACUGACCUCUCCAAUUUGCCGGCGGAGCCCGGGCCAAGGCUCCUGUUUGGUGGGAUUCGAGGAGGAAGAGAGGCGGGACUAGGGAGAGGAGGAGGAAGAGGCGGAGGAACAAGAAGACUCUGGGAUCCCAACAACCCCGACCAGAAACCCGCUCUCCGGCUCUCCCAGCAUGCCUCUCUCCAGCAGCAGCAGCCCAUGUACCUGCAGACGGGCGGCGGUUACGGAGCGCUGCACUUCCUGGAUACGGACGACGAGGCUGCAGGGAGUCCCCCGGUCCGCCAGGGGGAGCACUUCCACCCCCAGCAGCAGGCCGUAGCCAUGGCCCAGGCCUUCUACAAGUACCAGAACUCGGACAACCCUUACCCUUACAACGCCAACCCCAAUGCACGCUACCCAUACCCCUACCACACCAUGCCCACCGGCCCCUACCAGAUGCCCCCCUCCAACGGCAUUUACCCGGCCCAGUUCUACGGGAGUUACAGGGGCCAGGGGUACCAGGCUGCAGCUGGAUCCGGAACCGGGGCUGCAGCUGGAGCAGGUCUGACACCAGAGGAGGUGGAGCAGCAGGCCAGGGGAGAGGGGGAAUGCGAGGGCAAAAGAGGAGUACAUCUCCUUCUAUUAAAACCCUCGUCUGCGGUGGACCGCAUUCUCACUCGGGAGGUGGGGGAGAGGGGCAGGUGGAUGGCGGGGAGAGGGAGGAACAGGGGUUUCGAUUUGAGGGGAAGGCGAGGACGGGUAUUGCAAGGGGGUGGGGAAGGGUUUAGGAUGGAGGGGAAGGAGAGGACAGGUGGAUGGGGGGAUAGGGAAAAAGGGCAGGGGGGGUUUGGUGGGAGGAAGGUGGAACAGGGUUUGGUAGGUUUGGAGGAGAGGGACAUUGGGUUUGGGGGGGUGGGAGAGAGGAUGGAGGAGGGAGGGAUAGGGACAGGUAGGAUGGAGGGGAAGAAGGGACAGGGAAAGGAUGGAAGGGGAAUGAGAGGGCCAGGGUAGGUUUGGAGGGGAGGGGAGGGACAGGGUAGGAUGGAGGGGAGAGGAGAGGGACAGGUUAGGUGAUGGGAAGGGAUGAGAGGAGAGGGACAGUGGUAGGAUGGAGGGGAGGGAGGAGGAAGGGUAGAUUGGGGAGAGGAAGGACAGGUAGGAUGGAGGGGGGAGAGAGAGGUACAGGGUAGGAUGUUAAAAGGGGAGAGUAGGAGAGACAGGGUAGAUGGAGGAUAGAGAGGGACCGGGGUAAGUAUGGAGGGUGGAAGAAGGGACAGGGUAGGAUGAGGGAGUAGGAGAGGAAGGUAGGAUGGAGGGUGAGCUCCAACUCGGUAAGAGGGGAGGGGGAAGGGAGGGAAGCUGCAACCUAACGGGCUGAUAAGUUUUCUAUGUCUUGUCUCUUUUUCAUCUCUUCUUUCUCUCCUCUCUCCCCACCUCUCUCCUCCCUUCCUCGGGGUCUUCUCCCUCCCUCCCGUCCUCUCCUCUUCUCUCUCUUGUCUCGCUCUUCUCCCUUCCCUCUCGCUCCCCCUCUUCUCUCCUCCCUCCUCCCUCCCCCCUCUCCUCCCCCUCUCUCUCCCCUCCCCUCUCGUCUCCUUCCUCUCUCCUCUCCUACCUCUCUCUCUUCUCUUUUCCAAUUCUCUCCCCUCUCUCUCCCCCCCUCUCUCUCCCCCAUCCUCUCCCCCCCUUCUCUCUCUCCCCCUUGCUCUCUCUCCCCUUCUCUCCCCCCUCUCUCUCUCCCCUCCUCUCUCUCCCCCUCUCUCUCCUCUCUCCCCUCUCCCCUCCCUUCCUCCUCUCCUCCCUCUCUCUCUCCCCCUCCCUCUCUCUCUCGAUUUUCUCUUCUCGCUCUCUCUCCGCUCUCCCUCCCCUCUCCCUCCCUCUCUCACUCUCCCCCCUUGCUCUCCUCCUCUCUCUCUCUCUUCCCCCUCCUCUCUCCACUCCCCCCCCCUCCCCUCUCUCUCAACCCCCCCCCCGACCUCCCUCUCUCUCUCCCUCCCCCCUCUCUCCCCCUCCCCGCCUCUUCUCCUUCCCUCUCGCUCUCUCUCCUCUCCCUCCCUCCUCUCUCUCAUCUCCCUCUCCAUUCCACCCCUCCUCUCUCUCCCUCCCCCCUCCCUCCCCCUCCCUCCCUCCAGAGCUGACCUGUUGACCCUCUACUGAGCGGAUGAUCCUAACAGACAUAGAGUUCAGUGACAGUCAGAACCUGGACCAGGCUCUAUGGAAAAACAUAUUCUACCAGGUUAUAGAGCGCUUCAGACAGCUCCUCAAAGACCCUAGCGGAGACUCAGCCCCGCGCAUCACCCUCAUGCUGUUCACUCUGCUGGACGAGGUACACACACUGAACACACACACCACGUACGCACCAGGCCUGGACGAGGUACACACACUGAACACACACACCACGCACGCACCAGGCCUGGACGAGGUACACACACUGAACACACACACCACGUACGCACGCACGCACCAGGCCUGGACGAGGUACACACACUGAACACACACACCACGUACGCACGCACGCACCAGGCCUGGACGAGGUACACACACACCACGUACGCACGCACCAGGCCUGGACGAGGUACACGCACUGAACACACACACACCACGUACGUACGCACGCACCAGGCCUGGUAAUUUUAGGGGCAAGGCCAUUUGGCCUUCAAGAGGUGCCAAAUCUGCCAGGACGUUAAGGCCAUUAACCAAAAUAGCACAUUUUAAUCGAUUAUAAAAACAAAACACACUAGCAAUUCUGUAAAAAAAAAAAAACAUGUCUAAGUAAGUGGCCAUAAAUAAUUAGCCUACAUAUCAAAAGUGUAGGUGAUAGGCUUGGGCCAUAUACCGUAUACCGGGCUAUUUGGAAAAAGCCACGGGAUGGUUUUUCAAUAUCAUUGAAACUAUUUGUUUGAAGUUUUUUUAAAUACAUUUCAAUAUUUGUAGCUACUUUUUAAGUAAAUACCCGCAGUCCACUUGUGCAAUACGUUAGGAGAAAAAGCAGAUUGCGUUCUUCAUUUCACCUGUCACAUCAUGUUUCAUUAUGAAGCUUACCGGUAGUCCCCAGUAACAACGAGAGACCGGAGCCUUGUGAGUCACUCACUGUUGUCCAACAUGCACCAGGUGAUCUAGUUACUGUAUGAAAUUCACAACUAACUGUUUGCCAGCUAGAUAACUUAUAACUAUUAAGUUAACUGUCUAAAAUGUGCUAAAUGCUCUGCAGUUGUGCAUUUGGUUUGCUAAUUUAGUAGCUAGUUAGCUAUCUAGCUAAGUGGUUAGCUUCUUUCAAAAUCAUUCGCUUGGUAACAGCAGAGAAUCCCCUCCUGGAUCAAGAGCCUUGCUGGCUAAUAUUUGUUUAGUGUGUGUGCAGCAAACUGUGAGUAGCAUUUUUUAGUUACUUGAAUAGUUGAGGUCAGAAACUGUACAAAAUGUUCACGAUGCGCUUUUUAGCAUUUAGUUAGCGUUCUUUAUGGGAUUUUACAUGUACUUGUUAGCAUUGCUAACCUUUGGAUUACAGAGUAUCAGUGGGGUUUGAAAACAGCACCCCUUUGUGUUCAGUGCCGGUAUUACCGAAUAUCCCCGUAUGGCACAAGGUCGGUAUGAAGGUAUGACAAUCUGGAUACCGCCCAAGCCUAGUAGGUGAUGGAGUGUGCAUAUUGGCUACAGCCUCUCAUGUCCACACAGAUGCUGACAGAGUGAGGCGUCAGAAAAUGGAGCCAAACUUUAAUGGGACUUUUAAUUACAUAUAUAGGCCAAAUGGCAGUCAUGUUUGACAAAUAUAAUGUUUGGAUCAUUAACACGAACAUCUGAAGGCUUGAUUCUGUCGACAUACUCAAAGCACGGUUCGUUCAGAGAAAGCCCAGUGCCUGUUGUACGCUGCAAGAUCACCCACCUUGCAAUCUGAGUGGAGGCAUUCAGCAUUUUGAAACUAUACUGAACAAAAAUAUAAACGCAACUGUUUUAAAGAGUUACAGUUCAUAGAAGGAAAUCAGUAAAUUUAAAUAAAUAAAUUAGGCCCUAAUCUAUGGAUUUCACAUGACUGAUUUCACAUGGCUGGGCAGGGGCGUUUUAUAUUUUUGUUCAGUUUAGCCUUACACUUAAUUGUUUUAAACCUGGAUGUUUUGUCAUUUUAUGAGGCAUGUCUUACCUUGUUUCAAAGUAGCUUGACCAAAUCCGACUAUAGAAAUGUUGAAGGAAUUAUUUUAUAAACACUUCCUCAUAUGCCAUUGAAACCAGCAUUUAUCUCAUGUUCUAACAACUUUCUUUCAUUGUCCAGUAGCCAAAGGCACAAUAGUCAUAUUAGCAACCUUUGCUAGCUGUUGCAUCUUUAGAUCUCCACUCUUUCAAAACAGAUAUUUUCAUCUCGGUCACAUGAAACCGCUCACAUGAGCGGUGCGCAUUUGAGAAUGGUGUUUUCCCGCUAAUUGCAUUUUGGAACAUUUGCGCGUAUAGCCUACUGCCGUAUGUGCAUUGCUGUGCUUAUAAUGUGAAGAAAUAAUAGUUUAUCAAAAUGUUAAGCUAAACGUUCAGAUCUGUUGCAUCAGCCUCAUUGGUUUUUUAAAUGUUCAAUGGUCCUGGUCCCACAACUGUACAUCAUCUAUUGUCCCACAACUGUCCCAGAGUCUGUUUAGAAUAUGUAUUUUUCGCACAGAACAACAAGCUGACCAAUAAAAUAGGUAAACGUUUCUACUAUGGGGGAUAGUAGAUUGACAUAGGCUAGUGUUUUUUGCUGUUCGUUAAUUGUCUUGUUGGCUGAGGAAAAGUAAAUGGGGACAAUUAUUCAAACAUCUUCAAAGUGCGCCUCGGAAUUCGAUAAGAAGGACGCAGAUAUCUCAAGAAUUGAUAUCUGAGAGAGACAUGUGAGUGAGAGGCGCUUCGGAGCGCGGUGAUUGGCAGCCGGGAGAAGAGAAUUAUAAUUAGAUAUUGGGGGGGCUUACAGCCACACGAAGGGGUUUGGCCGUCGAUUCCGCCGUGAAAUUCAAGGCCUGGUACACACGCAGACAUACACACACACCACGUACAGACACGCACACACCGUGUUCAACUUCAUGCAACUAUUUUGAUGCGUUUCUUGAUGGAGCUAAUCAUUUUGGUGCACUGUGUUUGUUUCCCAGGGGGCGGUAUUCUUUGAUGCGCUGCUGCAGAAGCUUCAGACGGUGUUUCAGUUUAAACUGGAUGAUUACAUGGACGGCAUGGCCAUCAGAGCACGUCCACUACGCAAGACGGUAACAACACUACUUGUGUGUGUGUGUUCAGACUGUGUGUAUAGGGCCCUUUUAAAAUCAGUUGAGUCUUUUCCCAAAUUCAGUUUUUCGCACAAUCACACUUUUUAAAAUAGAAAAACAGUGAAAAUGGAUGUUCUAAGUUCACAACAAUGCUUACACUACAUCAGGAGGCCACUUUUGAGGUCAGGAAAAAUCUUAACACAUUUGUAUUUUUGGGUGUAGUUACCCUUUAAUUCAAGCGCAAACCUAACAAGAGGCUGUUGUUGUUUAGUGUGUUUUUUGUUGCGCACGUGACGGUAGAGUUUGGAAAACAAAUACCCAGUGGAUUGAUGAAAAUAAUCAUGAUAUCAUUCUGCCGGGUAAGCAUAGGAUCCUCUGUAGUUAACAUUCAAUUGAGAAGGUUUUUGGGAAAGCCUUUCCAUCUACCAGAAGACUGCUUUCAUUAGCAUCAUCGCUAACGGCUACACAAAGUGGUUGACGCGUGCAAAAAAAAUAAAAUAAAAUGGUCGGACAACCAGAGAUUUCAGUUGUCUGAAUGGACAAGUUAAAAAUAUCACUAUCAAACAAUUACUCAGAUCAGAAUUGGAUCAGGCAGCGCACGGCAGGGCAGUGCAUGGUUGACAUUCUGAGUAAAUUGACUAUAUUCCUUCGCUAUAGCCUAUUCCAAUAAAUAUGUUCUGUUUACACAAAGCAAGAGAACAAUGUAGGCGGAGCUAAGAGUCUCUCUCUCAAAUGUCUGAUGAUCUGGGCCAAUAGCCGGACACUCCGGUGUCUUAGUGUUCUAGAAGCCCACAUCUUCUGUUUUCUCUCCAUUUGAUAUGAAUAUGACUCGGCCAUUUUAGGCCACUGCUCCAUUUCUCCUGCCGCACUAUUUCAUGAUCAAACAAUGAAUUCAUCUUAACGGAGUUCUAGGCUAUCUCAGAAAGUUUGAAGUUUUUUUUUUUUUUUUUGAAUAAACCCCAAAACAUGAGGCAUAAGGUAAUAAUGAAAAUAUAGAAGAAACAUUAGCAAGAUUUAAAAAUCAAAUGAAAAAUGUUGAACAAACCUUACAGUUGAGCAAAGCAUUAUAAGACCGAAAUGAUGCAUGAUGCAUGCGUGCGAGGUCGGGGGGAAAAAUUCCCUCUGCCGUUGCGAACCAAACAACCAAAAGCCUAAUCCUACUGAAACUAUGUUCAUAAAGUGUUUUAAUGUCCUAAAGUUGCAGCUUUUAAAUGGGAAUAAUUAUGAAAGUGCUAUUCUCAAUCACAGAUGUAUUUUUUUGAAUGACAAAUAUUUUAGGCCACAAGAAGUGAAAUUGAGCAAACGAUACCAAGAUGGAGAAAUCUAAUGAGGAGUCAAAGGAAACGGAGGCUACAGCGGAGGAAAGAAAUGAUGCGUAGCCGGCCUAGGUCUAUUUCCAUGUUAUUCUAGCAAUGUGCAACCCUACCUACAACUCACGUAGGCCUGACGAGAGAGGAAGAUCCAUUUUUAUAAUGAUCCAGUUCUGACAAACAGCAGCUCUGAAGCCCAAUGAUUUUACAACCCAUCACAAGAGCACAGCGAGGCUUGUUGACACACAGAUAGCCAGAUAGGCCUAGGAUGCUACUCAGCGCCAACAGAGUGGAGUAGGUUAUUACAAAAGAUGACGUCACGAUUCCUCUCGUCCCUCCUGUAGCAGAUUAUACAUUGUUUUGCCUGCACUACAGAUGGCUAUAUCGGUCUGCUAAUAUAGGACUAGUAAAUGCCCAGUGCACUACUUUUGUGAAAAAACUAAACUUUUCUUAUUUUUUAUUAUGAAUAUAUUUUUUUGUUCAGAUUAUUCAGUGUGUGCUGCAGCACCCUCAUCCUCCCUACUUCCCGUGGCUCUGCCCUUUUGGCCGAUGGUGUUAGACCUUUUUUUUUGGGGGGGGGGGGGGGGGGGGGGGGGUGAUGGGGGGGACAAGUGACUUCAGCUUUCGGAAAAGUAAAAAAUCUGUACUUCUACCUUAGAAUACAUUUUUUGCAUUUUGUUGAAUUCCGUUUUAAUGUCUGGAUUCCGUGAUUCCAUCCACGUUCUCCACAUGUCAGAUUUUCUAGGGUCCUACAGUGGGGGGAAAAAAGUAUUUAGUCAGCCACCAAUUGUGUAAGUUCUCCCACUUAAAAAGAUGAGAGAGGCCUGUAAUUUUCAUCACGUCAACUAUGACAGACAAUUUGAGAGAAAAAAGAUCCAGAAAAUCACAUUGUAGGAUUUUUAAUGAAUUUAUUUGCAAAUUAUGGUGGAAAAUAAGUAUUUGGUCAACUACAAACAAGCAAGAUUUCUGGCUCUCACAGACCUGUAACUUCUUCUUUAAGAGGCUCCUCUGUCCUCCACUCGUUACCUGUAUUAAUGGCACCUGUUUGAACUUGUUAUCAGUAUAAAAGACACCUGUCCACAACCUCAAACACUCCAAACUCCACUAUGGCCAAGACCAAAGAGCUGUCAAAGGACACCAGAAACAAAAUUGUAGACCUGCACCAGGCUGGGAAGACUGAAUCUGCAAUAGGUAAGCAGCUUGGUUUGAAGAAAUCAACUGUGGGAGCAAUUAUUAGGAAAUGGAAGACAUACAAGACCACUGAUAAUCUCCCUCGAUCUGGGGCUCCACGCAAGAUCUCACCCCGUAGGGUCAAAAUGAUCACAAGAACGGUGAGCAAAAAUCCCAGAACCACACGGGGGGACCUAGUGAAUUACCUGCAGAGAGCUGGGACCAAAGUAACAAAGCCUACCAUCAGUAACACACUACGCCGCCAGGGACUCAAAUCCUGCAGUGCCAGACGUGUCCCCCUGCUUAAGCCAGUACAUGUCCAGGCCCGUCUGAAGUUUGCUAGAGUGCAUUUGGAUGAUCCAGAAGAGGAUUGGGAGAAUGUCAUAUGGUCAGAUGAAACCAAAAUAUAACCUUUUGGUAAAAACUCAACUUGUCGUGUUUGGAGGACAAAGAAUGCUGAGUUGCAUCCAAAGAACACCAUACCUACUGUGAAGCAUGGGGGUGGAAACAUCAUGCUUUGGGGCUGUUUUUCUGCAGAGGGACCAGGACGACUGAUCCGUGUAAAGGAAAGAAUGAAUGGGGCCAUGUAUCGUGAGAUUUUGAGUGAAAACUUCCUUCCAUCAGCAAGGGCAUUGAAGAUGAAACGUGGCUGGGUCUUUCAGCAUGACAAUGAUCUCAAACACACCGCCCGGGCAACGAAGGAGUGGCUUCGUAAGAAGCAUUUCAAGGUCCUGGAGUGGCCUAGCCAGUCUCCAGAUCUCAAAUCUUUGGAGGGAGUUGAAAGUCUGUGUUGCCCAGCAACAGCCCCAAAACAUCACUGCUCUAGAGGAGAUCUGCAUGGAGGAAUGGGCCAAAAUACCAGCAACAGUGUGUGAAAACCUUGUGAAGACUUACAGAAAACGUUUGACCUGUGUCAUUGCCAACAAAGGGUAUAUAACAAAGUAUUGAGAAACUUUUGUUAUUGACCAAAUACUUAUUUUCCACCAUAAUUUGCAAAUAAAUUCAUAAAAAAUCCUACAAUGUGAUUUUCAGGAUUUUUUUUCUCUCAUUUUGUCUGUCAUAGUUGACGUGUAUCUAUGAUGAAAAUUACAGGCCUCUCUCAUCUUUUUAAGUGGGAGAACUUGCACAAUUGGUGGCUGACUAAAUACUUUUUUUCCCCACUGUAUGUGUAUUUAACGGUAUAUAAUGUGUGUUGGUCCAGGUGAAGUAUGCUCUGAUCAGCGCCCAGCGGUGUUUGAUCUGUCAGGGGGACAUCGCCCGUUACCGGGAGCAGGCCAGCGACUCGGCUAACUACGGCAAGGCCCGCAGGUAUUGUACCUUGGCUACCAGGGAAAAUGUGUUUGUCCGUGUUCCUGUCCAUUGACAAAUCGUAAUGGGAGAAACUGGUGUUGUUAAAAUGUUGUAAAGAUGUUUAUGAAAUAAUACUCCUUCAGGUCUCUCUUGCAAAGGAGAUAAAAGUUUUCGACUCCGACACAGAGUAAUAUGCUCUUCCUCCUCCUAUCUAGCUGGUACCUAAAGGCCCUGCAGAUUGCUCCUAAGAAUGGACGACCUUACAACCAGCUGGCCCUGCUGGCUGUCUACACGGUGAGAGAGGGAGGGAUGGAGGAAUGAAGAGAU
This is a messenger RNA of Coregonus sp. 'balchen', 15552 nucleotides long. The record is from the annotation of a GenBank genome assembly. Lineage: Eukaryota; Metazoa; Chordata; Actinopteri; Salmoniformes; Salmonidae.